AGUCAGCGUCCGGCCGGCGUUUCGGGCGUCCGAUGGGCCCGGCGAGCGGCGCCGGCGGGGGCCUCCUGCGGCGGGCCGCCGCCCUGCUCCUCCACACCGGCAACCUGCUCAACUGGGGCCGCCUGAGGAACAAGGCCCCCGGAUCCCACAGCGACGAGCUACGAGAUUGUAUUCAGAAGACGUUGAAUGAAUGGAGUUCCCAAAUCAGCCCAGAGCUACUGCAGGUGAAAAGGUCAUCAAGGAAAGAGAAGUGUAAAGAGCAAACGGAACAGGAAAGGCAGAGGUGUACUGAUAGUCAUCAAGCAGUUAAGGCAAACACAGAGGAGUUGCCAGAUGCCUUGGAAUGUACCGUUUCUCAGGCAGUAGAAAAAAUAAAUCCCGACGAGAGAGAAGAGAUGAAAGUUACCGCAAAACUGUUCAUUGUGGGAUCUAAUACUUCAUCCAUCAAAGAUUCAGUUGACAUUGCCUGCUCUGUCCUGGGGAUCGCCCAGCUUGACUCUGUAAUCGUAGCUUCACCUCCCGUCGAAGAUGGAGUUAGUCUCUCCCUGGAACACUUGCAGCCGUACUGGGAGGAACUGGAAAACCUAGUUCAGAACAAAAAGAUUGUUACUAUAGGGACCUCCGACCUAGACAAAACACAAUUGGAGGAACUGUACCAGUGGGCCCAGGUAAAGCCGAGCAGUAAUCAGGUUAACCUUGCUUCUUGUUGUGUGAUGCCUCCUGAUCUGACAGCAUUUGCUAAAGAGUUUGACAUUCAGCUGCUGACUCACAACGAUCCCAAAGAACUUCUUUCUGAAACAAAUUUCCAAGCAACUCUUCAGGAAAGUUUCCCAGACAUUCAAGCAAACGAGUGGAUACCGCUGUGGCUUCUACGGUAUUCCGUCAUUGUGAAAAGCAGAGGGAUUAUCAAAUCCAAAGGCUACAUUUUGCAAGCUAAAAGAAGGGGGACUUAAUGCUUUCUGGUGUCAUGUUUUGGAAAAGUAACUUUUUUUGGUGGGGGGAGCAAAAGAAGUGAAAAUCCAGAAACUGUCAAGACCAAAACUUUACAAGUGACACGUGAGGGCAAGAUUUUUGCAGGUGAAUCGGGCAGGAUGUAGUCAAGUACUAAAUACAUCCUUUCUUGCCUCAAGACCAGUUCUCUAUUGUAUAAAAUGUAUUGUUUUGGGGAAGCUAUUAUUUUCUAAUUGAGAUUGCCUAUAAAAAAUACUUGGAAUUUAUUUCCUCCUUAUUUUUAUGAGUAAGUCGAGAAAAUUGUUGCUAGAUAAAUUUGGGCUGCAGGCAUCAGAGUAAUAAGUGUCCACUUAUUCGUCAUAUGCCGGAUUAAGCACCCUCAUUUUGAUUUGCAAAAGUAUUUUUUCAUGAAUUGUUUCUUGGCUCCCUGAUACUACUAAAGAUUGUUUAAUUACCGUUCUUAGAACUUCAAACACUGGAACAGAGUUUAGGGUUUUUAUUCACUAGUGAAAGUUACAUCGCGAAGUUAAGAUAAAUCCGCUUGAAGCAGUACAGACAAAAUUAGUCCUGAAAUCCUUGCGUGGAAAUUUGACUCUUUCGUGGACCUCGUGAUCUCUUAAUGUAUUCUUGAAAUGUAGCUGCAGAUGUUUGCCCCGUGGCUCCCGGGCAUUCACCUCUUGCUGGGUAAAAUAGGUGGACAAACAGAGAGAACUUGAAAUCACUAAAUAUCGUGUUGGAUUUUUUUUGAAGCAAGUAAAAGCCGAGCAGGGGUGAAAAGAAUCCCUGAAUAGCCAGAAAGUGUUCCCAUUCCUUUCACGUGUAUUCCGAGUGUUCUGAAGCGAAGACUACCUGAAGAAUCGAAGCAAAAAUUAUAAAAAACAGUUGUCAGUGUCCACUUUAGAUCAUGUUAAAGACUUCUGGGCCUGUUAAGCCUCGUUCCAAGUGACAGAAGGACCAUCAUGGCUUUAUAAAGCGCCUUUGUUCCAUAGAAUUCAAAGCCUCCCUCAUUUUUAUCAUCCCAGUAUCUCUCUGAGGUAGGAAGAGACAGCAGGUGUAGAGAUUUUACAGAUGAUGAAGAAAGAGGCGCAAGGAGGGUAAAUGGUUGUCUUCAGCAAUGCAUAUAUGCAAGCAUUUUUGAUCCCUGGGUCCAGAGGAAGAAAAACAGGCUUUCCCUUAACUGAGAAAAGAAUGAGGAAGGAUAUUUCUAAAUUUCAGGGUUUGCUUUUCCUGUUUCAGAUGGACUUUGAAGCUGAUCGGAAAUCUGAUAGGAACUGUGGAGGUGGUUUUAGCCACUUAGUUUUCUUAGUAAAGGUGUAAUCUUAAUUUGAUUUAGACGCUGAGCUUGUCGAAGCUGAAAGCAUUUUUAUAUGGACUUUCUACGGUGUUUUCACAUAAACAGCUUCUUUGACUUCGGAGAAUGCUCUGUGUUCUUAGAAUUUUGAGUCUUUAAAAAAGUUUACAAGUUAAUCAGCUUUCACUCUAGCAAUCUAAACAUCUAAAAUGUUGACUUUUUCAAAUGAAACUUGAAAUUACUGGCAUUUAUAGGAAGUUUUGGUAGGAAAAGAGAAAAGUCUUAGGCUGAUAAUGCUUAUGCCAAAUUCUGUUUGUACUUUGCCUUCAAUUUUUUAUUUAAUUGCCCCAAAGAAUAGAAAUCCAUAAGGGUAAAGAUGAAUGUCAUUUUACAAGUGAAUUUUUAUCAUUCACCCUGUUUUUUUUACUGGCUAAAAUCGUAUGUGCUUUAUUGAUAAAACAAUCUCUGGUGAAGGCUACUUGUUGGUCAGUAAUGACUGAAGUUAUUCCGUUCCUUCUAUAAAAGAAGUGGAAGUUAACUGUGACGGGCCGAGAUUCCCGUGUAAAAGUCAGAGUCCCUAUUUCAAGUAAAGCCACCGGAAGACUUGUUUUAUUAGUAAAUUGUAAUGAUUGAACGGAGCGUCUCAAAGGCCUCGUUUGUUUUGUGUGGAUGGCUCAUCCGACUUCUGAUUCAGUGCCUAAUUGUGACUGACAUUGAUUGUACUGAGUGUUUUUUUCAAAAAUUCUGAUGACUUAAGUGUAUUUAAGUGUAUUCAUAACAUCUGCUUUUAGCAUUUCCUCCGUCACCUGUUUCCACACGAGUGAUGCCGGCAGCUGAUGUGUUAAUACCGAAUGGCGUAUUGAUAAAGAACUCCUCUCCGUCUAGAAAGAUUUAGAGAAACUCGGAACAAUUCGCUUUUUAUUCUGAACUUUUCCGUUUACCGUUAACUGCCUAACGCUUCAAAACGUGUCACUCUUUUUCCGUCGGAAUUCUAAAAUGAAAGAGAGAAAUUUGGCUCUCUGAAUUUCCCGACUUUGUAAAUUCAAGGUCCCAAAAAUCUACUGUUAGGAGAGGAAAAUGUGAUUUAUUAUUAUUAUUAUUAUUUUUUAAAUAAGCAUCCACUUCUUGGAGUCGUUUCACUCGAGAUAUAAAUAAAUGCAAACUGCUAAAUAUUCAUUAACAAAAUUUAUAUAUUAUAAUUUUCCCUGCCACUAAUCCAUUCGAAUAAAAUGUGAGCUUGUGUCCUGA
Messenger RNA from Ornithorhynchus anatinus (platypus), 3490 nucleotides. It is a transcript of the gene GCLM, whose product is annotated as glutamate-cysteine ligase modifier subunit. Gene Ontology annotation, molecular function: enzyme regulator activity; glutamate-cysteine ligase catalytic subunit binding. Lineage: Eukaryota; Metazoa; Chordata; Mammalia; Monotremata; Ornithorhynchidae. The record is from RefSeq and is a predicted model, not a curated record. The transcript has 8 exons. The coding region runs from base 33 to 953 and encodes 306 amino acids. Gene Ontology annotation, cellular component: glutamate-cysteine ligase complex. Gene Ontology annotation, biological process: glutathione biosynthetic process.